AAACGUGGUGUGAACCCAGCCUAACCUAGAGGAAGCAGGAAGCCUGGGGGAGAUCCAGGACAUCAUGGGAGUUGUAGUUUUGUGCCAGCUGCACAGGCACAGGUUGAGGCAUAAUAGGAGAUGUAGUUUCGCAACAACUGCAGUGGCACCGGUUUGGGAACACUACCCUAGAAGACGCUAAUACCAGGAUGAGCCAGGGAGCGAUGGGAGUUGUAGUCCUGCAAUAGCUUCAGAGCUACCGGUUGAAUGAUAAUAGGAGUUGUAUUUUUUGCAACAGCUGGGGAAACAUAGAAUGGGGAACACUGUCUGUGUGUUCACACUGAGUAGUUCAAGAGGAAUUUACUCGAGUAAUUCCUCUUGAAUUCUCUGCUCCAAAUUAAUUCACAUCUCCUCUGCCCAUUGACUUUAAUGUUUUUUCCGCUGUCCUGUUCACACGGAAUUCACUAACGGAAUUCCGACGCUGAAUUUCUUUACACUUGAAGAAAGAACAUGUUCAUUCUUCAAGCGGAAUCCGCUAGCAGAAAUCAAUCAAAGUCAAUGGUUAAAAAAAUUUCCACCCGGCAUCGUUUUCGUGUGGAAUUUGCGCAGAAUUUGUGCAGAAUUCGCGCUUAAAUGGCUGAAAAACCCUCUACUUAAUUUCCCCCCUUUCUGCACGCAACUCCACGCAAAAUUAUGUGCGAAUUCCGCGAAAAUUCCGUGCAAACAGAAAAUUCUUUUUUCCGCACGUAAAUUUUUCAGCGCAAAUUCCUCAUGAUUUACUCAGUGUGAACGCACUCUAGGGUAUGUUUACACUGUGGAAUCUCUUCUUGCAGAAUUCCGCUCGCUGAGAUUCCGUCUGGCGGUACUUUGGCGGUAGGACCGUGCGGCACUGCGCUGUCACCAUUGACAGCUAUGCAGCACUCGCAGAAUUCUGCGCAAAGAAUGAACAUGUUCUUUCUUUCUUUGCGCGGAUCAAUUUCAGCGGCGGAAUUGUCCUGUGAUAGCCUGGGGGAUGUAGGAUAUGGGGAGCGUAGCUGUGCGGUAAUUAAAGGGUGCUUAUUAACCCUUGCUAUUCGUGACGCCAGGGUGGGGGCUCCUCAGUAAUGCUUGUCCUACCACCACCCUUCCCAAGAGCGAUAGGGAGGUAGAUAAUAAUAGAAUGUCCACAACCGGAGGGUUUUCUGAAACAGGAUUAACUUUUACUGAAGAAUUUCUGCAAGCUUCAAUAACAGAACAGUCUCUAAUCAUAACAACGCCUUUCCUUGGAGAUUGACAAAGGUUGGGACUUUAGCACUUAGAGUCUUUAGGAUGAUAUGCACUAUUCCACUGGAUUUAGGGGUCCAGUAGUCACUCUAGCAUUAGCGGGGAUUUAGAUUUGAACUCACGGUUUUGGUUCAGCUGAGGCCGGCAGGUUUUUUAGGCCUAGUGUAUCUUUGAAAGUUGCGCAGAACCAUCCUGUUAGUCCGGCAUCCACAAGAGCAGCAACCCAAGAGAGCGAUAAUUGGACGCAGCUCCCUUAUAUGGGCAGGGGCUGGACUAACGCUAAUUGCUCCAUACUGAUGUCAAUCACCAUUACAGAGAUUUGUGGGUAACACAUGACCCAAGGACCUCCAAAGGUCCUACAACAUGCCAUAAAGGUUAUUAACAUGGUCACAUGACCGAAGGUCCUGCGACGCUAAACAAGGGCCAAGGAAAUAAAGACCAAACUUGGAACUCUUCUCCAGAAGCCGGAUACGGCCAUCGACUUGAUUAUUCCGUAUCCCGAGAAGCCGGAGAAGACAAUCAAGGCUCCUAAACCGUCCACAGAGGAGGCCGCCCAGUGGAAAGAUUCUCUGGAGAAGCUUCUUCAGAACAGCUAUGGCCUUACUGCCUUCCAGAACUUUCUGAAGAUGGAAUUCAGCGAGGAGAACAUUGAAUUUUGGAUGGCUUGUGAGGAAUACAAAAAGAUCAAGUCCCCAAACAAGAUGGCAGCAAAGGCUAAGAAAAUCUAUGAAGAAUUCAUCCAAACCGAUGCUCCAAGAGAGGUCAACAUCGACCACUUCACCAGAGCUGUGACCACAAAGAACCUGGUGGAACCAUCAUCUUCAAGUUUUGACCUUGCCCAGAAGAAGAUCUUUGCUCUAAUGGAGAAGGACACACUGCCCAGAUUUAUCCGGUCUGAGUUCUAUCAGGAGCUAGUGAAGUAGCAGUGUGACAGAGCUGUGCAGUGCACCCCCGGCAUACCUUUGGGGGGUCCACCCUCUGGUUUGCUGGUCUGUUGUUUCUGCCGUCGCUUUUUUCUAAUGGGCCCUUUCAAUUGACUGUUGUUGCCAAUCUGUCCAUUAUUUUACAGGCCAUAGAGAGUCUGCACAACCUCUGCUAGUUAUACAUAGUGCAAAAAAAAAAAAAAAAGUUAAUGAAAAGUUAACCAAUUUGUUUUACUUAAAGGGGUACUCCGCUGCUCAGCGUUUUGAACAAACUGUUCCGAACGCUAAAGG
Messenger RNA from Hyla sarda, 2456 nucleotides. It is a transcript of the gene RGS5, whose product is annotated as regulator of G protein signaling 5. Lineage: Eukaryota; Metazoa; Chordata; Amphibia; Anura; Hylidae. The record is from RefSeq and is a predicted model, not a curated record. The coding region runs from base 1869 to 2165 and encodes 98 amino acids. The transcript is spliced from 5 exons.